Molecule: messenger RNA, 2233 nt
Organism: Anguilla rostrata (American eel)
Lineage: Eukaryota; Metazoa; Chordata; Actinopteri; Anguilliformes; Anguillidae
Gene: riok3
Product: RIO kinase 3 (yeast)
Exons: 13
Coding region: 304-1827 (507 amino acids)
Biological process (GO): protein phosphorylation
Molecular function (GO): ATP binding; protein serine/threonine kinase activity
Source: RefSeq, a predicted model, not a curated record
AUCGGUGGUUAAUAUAGUUAGGUGUUUGUAUUAUUUGCGUAUUUUGACAUAAUCUCUAGAGAUUUCCUAAUUUUAUCACGUUUUGUGGUAUAUAUUUUUGUAUCACACUUAUCAGUAAGUGUUUCAAAAACCGUAUUUUUAAGGUUUUACUCGUUCUGAUAAUCUUCAAUAAACGUUGUUUCGUUGCGAGCUAGCGCAGCAACGAAAUUUAACUGCUUAUUUACGUUUACUAUUGUAAAGGGAAUAUUUAUUAUCUAUCUAGCUAACUUUAUUUGUUAGUAACGUAUUUCGUCAGUUUCAAUCAUGGAUCAAGUUGGAAUCGCUGCCAAAGAAACAAAGAGUCCCUGGGGUGCACCUAAGCAAGUGGUGGCUGCCUGUUCCCUGGCUGAUGUCAUGAGUGAGCAGCUGGCCAAGCAGUUGGACGAAGAGUGCAAGGUCUUCCCCACUUGCCCUGAUGUAAGCGAGCCUCUCUUUGUGGGCGAGGACGCAGAUACCUCCAGUGACCUGAUGCUCGCGCAGAUGUUGCAGAUGGAGUUUGACCGAGAGUUUGACACACAGCUGCGCAGAGAGGAGAAGAAGUUCAACGGGGACAGCAAGGUGUCAAUCUCUUUUGAGAAUUAUCGGAAGGUCCACCCCUUUGCUGACAGUGACAGUUCUGAGGAUGAAGUGGAUUGGCAGGACACUCGCCAUGACCCCUACCAAGCUGAUAAGCCCACGACCACCCCACGUAAGGGUUUUGUAGGAAAAGGAAAGAACAUCACUACCAAGCAUGAUGAGGUGGUGUGCGGCAGGAAAAACACCGCACGCAUGGAGAACUUUGCUCCUGAGUUUCAAGUGGGCGAUGGCAUUGGGAUGGACCUGAAGUUGUCCAAUCAAGUCUACAAUGCCUUAAAACAGCAUUGCUACACCGAGCAGCGCCGUAGUGCCCGUGUGCAUGAGAAGAAGGAGCACUCCACUGCGGAACAAGCAGUGGAUCCCAAGACUCGUCUGCUUAUGUACAAGAUGGUGAAUGCUGGAAUUCUGGAGAAUAUCAAUGGCUGUAUCAGCACAGGGAAGGAGUCUGUGGUCUUCCAUGCUGAUGGAGGGAGUCUGGAGGACAAGGCGGUCCCAGGGGAGUGUGUCCUCAAGGUGUUCAAGACCACCCUGAACGAGUUCAAAAAUCGAGACAAGUACAUCAAGGACGACUACCGCUUCAAGGACCGCUUCAGCAAGCUGAACCCGCGCAAAGUCAUCCGCAUGUGGGCCGAGAAGGAGAUGCACAACCUGGCCAGGAUGAAGAAGGCAGGAAUUCUCUGCCCCGAGGUGGUCGUUCUAAAGAAGCACAUCUUGGUGAUGUCUUUCAUUGGCCAGGACCACGUGCCGGCACCUAAACUGAAGGAGAUAAAGCUGGGCAGUGAGGACAUGAAGGGGGCCUACUACCAGGUGCUACAUAUGAUGCAGCAGUUAUAUCAAGAAUGCAAUCUUGUUCAUGCUGACUUGAGUGAGUACAACAUGCUGUGGCAUGAGGGGAAGGUGUGGGUUAUUGACGUCAGUCAGUCAGUAGAACCUACCCACCCCCACGGACUGGAGUUCCUGUUCAGAGACUGUAGGAAUGUGUCUACGUUCUUCCAGAAAGCUGGUGUAGCUGACGCAAUGAACGUGCAUGAUCUCUUCAACGCCGUGUCUGGCCUUCAGAUCAAUGCUGACAAUGAGGCGGAGUUCAUUGCCCAGAUUGAAGCACUGGAGAAGAUGAAUGAAGACCAUGUCCAGAAGUCUGGCAGGAAAGCCGUUGCCAUGAUGACUGAUGGCGGGCCUCCUCUAUUUGAUGAUGAUGAUGAUGAUGAUUAAUGAUGCCGCAAAGCCACGCUCGAUAGCAGAAAAAAAGCUACUAAUUGGAGUGUGAGUUUUAAAAAAAUGGGAUAACGCCCCCUGCUGGUGGCUAAUCUCAAAGAGGGGAUGAGAAAGCUAUAGAGGUGAAAUUCAAUUGCCAUCUCUGGCAGCUUUCAUUUGCAGAAGGCAUGAAGGAGCUGGUUGACUUUUGGAGUCCUCACAUCUGUGUUUUACCACUGGUGUAAAUGGAGUUUGCUUGUUUUUUUUGCUUGUGGGGCAUCUUUUGCAGAAAUGUGUUAUCCGACUAUUGUUUUUAAAAUUAUAGAUCCAAAAUCUCAAGUGUCUCUCAGAAAAUGAAUUGGGACUCCCAGAAAGUCAUUGUAGUAACAGAAUAAAGGAGUGAUUAAAAAUGAUUGAAAAUUGA